Molecule: messenger RNA, 4067 nt
Organism: Amblyraja radiata (thorny skate)
Lineage: Eukaryota; Metazoa; Chordata; Chondrichthyes; Rajiformes; Rajidae
Gene: nt5c2a
Product: 5'-nucleotidase, cytosolic IIa
Exons: 19
Coding region: 377-2122 (581 amino acids)
Molecular function (GO): 5'-nucleotidase activity
Source: RefSeq, a predicted model, not a curated record
CACUGUGUCAUGAUAUUCUGGGGUAAUUAACACUGCACAGAUAGUAAUGAAAGUGCCAGAAUGAAUGAGUCAUGUUAGGCCUAAUUACAAGGCGCACCAGAUUUUAUCAAUUUUAACAUAAACGGUGUGAUAGUGAGGUUGGGGAAAUGAGUCGUAUGGUUGUUAAAAGUGAUACGUACUUGAGUUGUGUUACUGUCCUGUUGCCAGCAACCCUGGGGGGAGGUGACGUGACAGGUGGGUCUGUGAUUGUGUUCCUGGACUGGCAGGUCAGGUGCCUGAAUGAAACCAAGUGGGACUUCAGAGCUCACCAAGGUAACCCGAAUGCUUCACCUGCGAAGUCAAGUGAUAAUUACCCAGCCUGUGGUGGUAGCAACCCAUGUCUUUAACAUCCUACAACCCGACCAAAGAUUACGCUCCUACGUUGAAACUGCAGAUAACUGAAGCCAGCAUGUCUUCGUGGAGUGAGAAGCUCAAUGCCGACCUGUCUGGAGCGAUGGAUGGCAGCACCAUGAAGAAGUACCGACGGGAGGCUUACCACCGGGUGUUUGUUAAUCGCAGUCUGGCCAUGGAGAAGAUUAAAUGCUUUGGAUUUGACAUGGACUACACCCUGGCAGUGUACAAGUCUCCUGAAUACGAGUCUCUGGGCUUUGACCUGACUGUUGAACAUUUGAUCAACAUUGGGUACCCACAGGAACUGGGCAGCUUCGUCUAUGACCCUAUGUUCCCCACCAGAGGCCUGAUUUUUGACACGUCACAUGGGAACCUGCUGAAGGUGGAUGCCUAUGGGAAUAUCCUGGUGUGUGCCCAUGGCUUCAACUUCAUGAGAGGGCCAGAAAUAAGAGAGCAAUACCCCAACAAGUUUAUCCAGCGGGAUGACACGGAGCGGUUCCACAUCCUCAACACUCUCUUCAAUCUCCCCGAGACCUACCUGUUUGCCUGCCUGGUUGACUUUUUCACCAAUUGCCCCCGUUACAAAAGCUGUGAGACCGGCUUCAAGGAUGGCGAUCUCUUCAUGUCCUUCAAGAGUAUGUUCCAGGACGUGCGUGAUGCUGUGGACUGGGUCCACUACAAGGGUUCUUUGAAAGAGAAGACUUUGGAAAACCUGGAGACCUAUGUUGUUAAAGAGCCCAAACUGCCGCUGCUGCUGAGUCGGAUGAAUGAAAUUGGCAAAGUGUUCCUGGUCACCAACAGCGACUACAAGUACACCAACAAGAUCAUGACCUACAUGUUUGACUUUGGACACGGCCCACAGCCUGGAAGCCCUCCCCGGCCCUGGCAGUCGUACUUCGACCUGGUUGUGGUGGACGCGCGGAAGCCACUCUUCUUCAGCGAGGGGACGGUCCUGCGGCAGGUGGACAAGACAACUGGCCACCUGAAGAUCGGCACACACACGGGGCCUCUCCAGCAGGGCAUAGUGUACUCGGGAGGAUCAUCGGACAUUAUGGGGGACUUGUUGGGGACGAAAGGCAAAGACAUUCUCUACAUUGGCGACCACAUCUUCGGUGACAUCCUGAAAUCGAAGAAGCGGCAAGGCUGGAGGACGUUUUUGGUCAUCCCCGAACUCGCACAGGAGCUGCAUGUGUGGACAGACAAGAGCACCCUGUUUGAGGAACUGCAGAGUCUGGAUGUGUUUCUGGCCGAACUCUACAAGCAUCUGGACAGCAGCAGUAACGAGAGGCCUGAUAUCAGUGCCAUUCAGAGACGCAUCAAGAAAGUCACUCAUGACAUGGACAUGUGCUAUGGGAUGAUGGGGAGCCUGUUCCGCAGUGGGUCCCGACAGACUCUCUUCGCCAGCCAGGUCAUGCGUUAUGCCGAUCUCUACGCAGCCUCGUUCAUCAACCUCCUGUACUACCCCUUCAGUUACCUCUUUCGUGCUGCCCAUGUCUUGAUGCCCCAUGAGUCGACCGUGGAGCACAGUCAAGUUGAUAUUAAUGAUGUGGAGUCUCCGAUGGCAACACGCAACCGUUCGACCAGCACCGUAGAUAUGAAAGACACCGAGUUCAAAUGGCAUCACCUGACCCGGUCCGUCAGCGAAAUCAAACCUCCCAAACUCUUCCCACAAACUCCGCAAGAAAUCACACACUGCCACGAUGAAGAUGACGAUGAGGAAGAGGAAGAAUAGUGGCAGUGAACUCCUCUACCCUGAUUCCUACCCCACGGAACUGACAGUCUGAGGCUUGCAGGGUAAUGGUUGGUGAUCUGGUUCAUGGUGAUUGUAGUGAAAUAUGAGGGAUUUAAAGGGACAACGGUGUUUUAACGCUGGAAAAUAAUGGCUGAAUGAUGCUAACUUUUUUCCAUUUUUUAAGUGAUUUGACAAUAUACAGAUGUUUUAAUAACAGGUCAGAGGUUUGCAUUGAGUGUGUGCUGAUGGAUAUGGUGGAGUGAUUGUAUAGAACAGAGAAGGAAGUGCCUGCACACUUUGGCCUUAUCCAUUGAUUUAUUACAGCCCAGGGUAUGUGGAAAAUGCUCAGUUACAGGCCUCUCGCUUGAGUGGCCUGAACUGUUCAUGGAUCUGUGUGGCUUGUUUACGGGGUAUCAGUUUUAAAUCAGGUAUUGAACUAUCUGUUUGAAUCAAAGCACAAACUAGUGGGUGUUUACCCCGAAUGGAGAGAGGGCUCGCGCGGUGUGCCAGGCUCCUCCUUCACUGCAGCCAUGUGUACAUCAUGCCUUGUGACUAUGCAAGUUAGCAGGAACUAGUAUCCACCUAGGGGCCACACGAUGAGGAACUGCUGCUUCCUGCAUUUCUUGCGUCUGCUCUGGAAUUGGGUUGGGAGCAGGACUGGAAAGCCAGGCUGGACCUCCAAAGAAUCAAUUUUGUCUUCAGUGCAGUUUGGUUCCCAUUUGGAUUAAAAAACAAUCGUGGAUAGAAUUGAUGGUUUCAUUAAUAUAACGUUUAAUUCCUGGAGGAAAUGUAAACAUGCAUAGUAGAAUAGAGGGUUCACUCUGCCCCAAUCCCUGGGAGUGAGGGAUGGGACAGUGUAGAGGGAGCUUCAUUCUGUGUGUGACGGGACGAUGUCGGGGAAGCUUCACUCUGCCUGCCACCUGCAGUUACAUUGCCUUCUGUUCACUGUGUGAACUGUUUGAGCAAGGUGGUACAGGACCGUGUGACUGAGCUGUUCCACACCAGCAGUAUAGCUUUGACUAUUUGUUACAGGGAAGAGUAAGGAGUUGAGAGCCUGGACCUGUAUAAAAGGAGAAACUAUCGUAGGAUGGAUGCUCUAUCUUGUCAUACACUCCGAGGAUAGUUUUAUCCUGGACAUGUUUCAAUCAAGCUCCCUAUGCCUGGUUAUAUUUCCUAUUUCCUCAUAGAUAGAUGCUUGGUCUAUCUAAAUUCCAAAACUCUGACAUUCGGUGAUAAGUUCUCCUGAUCUAUCACAAGUGAACUCUGGCCCCAGUUCUGAAUCAUCUAUGCUGUCAGUAUGAAAGUUCAGCAAGUUCGAUGGGUUCAGAUCCCACAAGAACCUCGAGUCUUCUGAGGUAUUAGAUGUGUGGGGAUGCUCUCUCCACUUACAUUGGUUUAGCCAGGUUUAGAAUUCUGGUUAACUGCAGUGUUUCCUCAAAGGGCAGUGUUUUUGUGUGGGCCUGGCUCCAUCUACCAUGUGAAAAGGUGCUGUGGAUUUAACACCCUAGCUUUCACUCAUGCCUUUUAAUUUUGGCCCAACUCAAAGAUGUUUGAAAAUAACGUCGUCAGGUUACAGCUGCUUGCAUCCCUCCAGCCAUCUGUACUUUGCCUGCCAUUCACUGAGGAAAUUCUCUAUGAGAAUGUUCUUCCAAUUGUGUUUAGCAGCAAGGGUGGACGGCCAGUGACACUGUGGAGCUGAGUGACGACGUGGACAGAGUGAGCAUGUUUUCAGCCCUUGUCCAUCAGUACCGAAACAUUCAAUAACGUGAACAAGCAGCGCAGAGAGGAGAACCACUUCACAGCAAACUGGAGGAAGAUUCGUUCAGGCUCCGGUUCUGAGCAACAGAACUGCAUGCACUGUGCACUGAACAUGUGUGGUUUCUGCAAGUCGUCUGUUCAGACUUUCUCUUCCACUGUAAAAAUGUAACUGAUUCUAUUUGUAAAA